Prinia subflava (tawny-flanked prinia) is the source of this 3419-nucleotide messenger RNA. RefSeq names its product DNA mismatch repair protein Mlh3-like. Gene Ontology annotation, molecular function: ATP hydrolysis activity; ATP-dependent DNA damage sensor activity; mismatched DNA binding. The coding region runs from base 60 to 3404 and encodes 1114 amino acids. Lineage: Eukaryota; Metazoa; Chordata; Aves; Passeriformes; Cisticolidae. The transcript has a single exon. Gene Ontology annotation, cellular component: mismatch repair complex. Gene Ontology annotation, biological process: mismatch repair. The record is from RefSeq and is a predicted model, not a curated record.
GAACAUGGAGAAGUGAGCCUCCUGCAGUUCCUUGUGUUUCUCAUUUAUCAGAUUUUGACAUGAUCAAACGUUUGGUGGAAGAUGUGCGAGCCAGGCUGCGUUCUGGAGUCACUGUCAACUCUUUUGGACAGUGUGUUGAGGAGCUUGUGCUCAAUAGCAUCGAUGCCAAAGCAACGUGUGUAGCUAUCAGGGUGGAUUUGGAAGCUUCUAAGAUCCAGGUGGUGGACAAUGGCUCUGGGAUGGGGAAAGAGGACUUAAAGGCUAUUGGAAAGCGCUACUUCACCAGCAAGUGCAGCUCAGUGAGAGACUUGGAGAACCUGACUUUCUAUGGCUUCAGAGGAGAGGCUUUGGCAAGUAUAGCCAACAUGGCCAGUGUAGUGGAAAUCUCAUCUAAGACCAGCAGGACAGCAAAAACAUUUAUGAAACUGUUUCACAAUGGGCAAGCGCUGGAAGUAUGUGAAGCUGAAUUGAACAGACCGAGUGGUGGAACUACAGUCACUGUGUGCAAUCUGUUCUAUCAGUUGCCAGUGAGGAGAAAGUGUAUGGACCCUGUGCUGGAAAUUGAGAGAGUGAGACAGAAGGUAGAGGCUGUCUCCCUAAUGCAUCCUUCUAUUUCCCUUUCUUUAAGAAAUGAUGUUUCUUGUUCUAUGGUUCUUCAGCUCCCUAAGACACGAGAUGUGUACUCUCGGUUUUGUCAAAUUUAUGGACUGGGCAGAUCCCAGAAGUUGCGAGAAAUAAAUCACAAGUCUGGCGGAUUUGAGAUAAGUGGUUUUAUCAGUACUGAGGGACAUUACAAUAAGAAUAUGCAGUUCUUGUAUGUGAAUAGAAGGCUUGUUUUAAAGACAAAACUACAUAAACUAAUUGAUUUUCUAUUAAGAAAACAAAGUGUAAUUUGCAAGGCAAAAAGUGUCCCUGCAAGCCGACAGGCUAAUUCAAGUCCUGGUCGCCAUCGCUGUGGGCCAGAGUUGUACGGGAUAUUUAUUCUCAAUGUAACCUGUGCAUACAGUGACUAUGAUGUGUGCCUGGAACCUGCAAAGACUUUGAUUGAGUUCCAGAACUGGGAUGUUCUUCUAACUUGCAUAGAGGAAGGAGUGAAAACAUUUUUGAAACGAGAGCAUUUAUUUAUUGAGCCAUGUAGCGAGGACAUCAGAGAAUUUAAUGAACGUAAUGACUUUUGUUUGCAUAACGCUCCGGUUCUGAAGCCUUCAAUUCUUGAUAAGAAGAGCAUCCAAGAAAGUUUUAAGAAAGCAUGUAAUGAAAUUGUGGAUUCUUAUGAAAUGUGUACCUUGCAAUCAAAAGAUGUCAAGAGGAAAUCCAUUACUGGAAAAAAAAGUUCAAGUCUUAUACAGUCAAGUAAAAAUGUACAGGAAACUGCAAGUGCCCCAAUUCAGAACACUGCUGAGUCAUCUAAUCCAUGUAGAAACAAUAAAGCAGAGAUUCCAUUGCCAAGCAAAGAUGACACAGUUUCUGAUUUAAUUAAAUCACAUACCUCAGAACAGAAGCCAAAAUACACUAACAAUUCCCAAAAAGUAUCUGAUACUUGCCUGAAACCUUCAGAACAUCUUCCUUCCUCUUUCUGUGCAGGGGCCAGAUCAGAAAUAAGAGAAGUAGAUGGUUGUGGUGACAUAAGGGAUGGUGCAGAGAAUAAUGUAAAAGAUGUGGGCAGCCAGCAAGCUCAAGUAACACAGGAGAGCAAAAAGCUCCGUGUCUUAAAUAAGGAUAUUAUUCAGUCACUGCCUGAGAGAGAAGACCCUACUGAAACAGCAGCAGAACCUGAAACUGUCUCUGGAAGUUCAUUAAUGAGACUGUGUAAUGCAAGAAGAAACAGGGGAACAGCUGAAGUGAAAGAUGAUGCUAGAAGAGGGGCUGUUAGUUCAGCAUCAUUAAAGUUGAGCCUUACAGGCCUUAUAAAAAGUGUUGUGCAAAAUGAGCCCCCACAGGACUGUGAACAAACGGAAACAAAUCUUGCAUUAAACACACAGUGUAGGCCUGGCCCUGUCAGUGCCAAGGAUAUUUUUGACCACAAAGUGAGCGCUGUGAUUCAGUCUUCAAAUGCUAAGGGUACUUCCAGUAAUACUAAUAAAGAAUGUAGAGCUUCUUUUACCAGAGAAGUAUGCAUGACUGAUGGUAAUGAGAACAAACCUUUGUCACAUCAGGUGAGGGAGGAGAUAGCUAUGCCUGCUGCUACCAAUAAAAGACCUUAUGAAACACUGAAUAAUACGGAAGUGCCACUGGCAACUUCUUCGGGUAUUCCUCGCAAGAAAAUUGUUAUCAAAAACGCUAGAAGACAGAUAGCUGUACCAAGACCUCAGCUCUCUAAGAAACUGAGCUUGUCCACGCAGCUGGGGUCAUUAGAAAAGUUCAGGAGGUAUUAUGGGAGAGUUAAGUCUACACUACCAACACCCACGUCACAGCAAAGUGAAUGCGGUCUCCCAGUUCUUAAUUCGGAAAUUAACUGUGACUUUUCAAAGAAUGGGAAUGACGAUGAAAAUUUCAGCAGUUGUGAAACUCCGCCUGCAGAAGAUGCAGAUUCUAAUAAAGUUAGCCAAGGUUUUGGUUCCUUGGAAAAGACUUCAUUUUGCAGUGGAAAAAUAUCACAGGACAAACGAGCCCUUUGUCAGAGUCCUUUGACGUUGUCUGAUUAUUCUCUGGUUAGUAACAAAAAUACAGGUUGUAAAAGAUCUCCAGAAUCAUUAUCAUCCAAACUGUCCAGAAUGAAAACUGAUCGCAAAGAAGUAGAACAACUUGGUGAAGAGUUCCAAACAGACUCAAAUAGAAAAUGCGACCAUUCUUUUGAUCUUGAAUCUUCAAAUAAUGAUUUGUUGUAUAAUGUUCGUCAAACAUAUAAAUCCUCAGUGGAAAAGGUGCGGGAGUGUAAGUCCAGCAUUUCUAAGGAGACUAUGUGCUCACAAUCAGAUGGUGUGAUAGCAGAGUCUAUGAAGAGUCCUGUCAGCUCGUCACCACUCAGCAGUAUAGAAGGAGAGUACAGAGUCUCUUCAGGCAGUGUUUUAUCAUUACCUGCUAAAAAUGAUUGUAUUAACAUAAUCUGUAAAGAUAAAAGUACGUUAGGUGAAUCCUCAGAACAAAAUAUGAAAGAUACUGAGGUUCCCCAUGAGACCUUACAAAGGAACUUGGAAUCCUCUGCCGACAACACAAGCACAGGCAAUGCCAGGAAUGAUUCGUGUUCUGUGUGGCUGCAAGAUUUUGAUGCUUUAUCGGGUAAGACAGUAUAUAUCAAUAAAGCAACUGGACUCAGCACCUACGGCACUCCUCCUAGCGAAGGAUUUCAAACUGCCUGUAUUCAAGAUAUUACAACAAUGGCUGUGAAUGUCGUUUCAGAGAACGGUAAGAGGGGUGGUGGUUGUAAAAAUGGCAUGAGGGCAACUGUUCUUCUAGGUGCAUGAAGUAAUCCUGCUGGC